This is a messenger RNA of Corvus hawaiiensis (hawaiian crow), 1143 nucleotides long. RefSeq names its product C-C motif chemokine 5-like. The record is from RefSeq and is a predicted model, not a curated record. The coding region runs from base 722 to 1009 and encodes 95 amino acids. Lineage: Eukaryota; Metazoa; Chordata; Aves; Passeriformes; Corvidae. Gene Ontology annotation, cellular component: extracellular region. The transcript is spliced from 3 exons. Gene Ontology annotation, biological process: positive regulation of ERK1 and ERK2 cascade; neutrophil chemotaxis; immune response. Gene Ontology annotation, molecular function: chemokine activity; CCR chemokine receptor binding.
CCAGGUCUCUGUGAGGACAUCCAGGGGUGAACAGGGCCAAACCAUGUCCAUGAGGGCUUUGGGGAAGCACCAGAAGGACAACACUCCCGGCAGGAGGGGCCUUCCUGUGCUCCUCACCCCCCAUCCUAAUUAACGGCCCAAAUUCUAUCAGAGGGCGAUCUCGGGGAUGCCUGAGACAGCCCAAAACCCCAGGGUGCCACCAGGAAAUGUGACGGGCGCUGUGACAGCAGCAGAGCCACCACGAUGAGCAGCCAGCAAUGGGUGAUGGAGAAACACCCAGGGACGAGCCCGGCCACCACCCAGCCACCCCACCCCAGAGCAAAACUGCGAGAAGAGGCCUCGCAGCCAAUGGCAAAGGGGUGAUUCUUGCACAGAAACUCGCACAGGACUUUGGUAAGUGUGAGCAUCAUCCUGUGUGGUUUGCUGGUGGCCACAACCCAACCCAAAAUAGACUCAGCCCCAGCAUCACUAGUGCUCCCACACUUUCCAGCAGCCCUCGGGUGUCACAGUGGCCAAAGGGGCUGUGAGGAGGAAUUUCCCUUCACCACUUGCCCUUCAUGGAGAGAUCCCAGCGGUUCUUUCCACGGGGAAGGCCCGGAGCUGUCAUGGAAAGCCUAGCAGGAGUUAUAUAUUACCCAGGGGUGCAGGCAGGAGGGCAGCGAGCUCUUGGUGGCUGGAGCAGAGUCAGAGCUGCUGGUGCUGACAGAGCCUCAGGUGGGACAUGAAGAUCUCCUUGGCCCUGCUCGUCCUGCUGCUGGCAGCUGCCUGGGCUGGGAGGCCGGGGAUGUCCUUCCGCAGCUCCAAAGUCAUGUGCUGCCCUAAGGAAAAGUUCUCCCGUGGGAGGAUCCCUGAGGACAAAAUCCUGGAAUACCACUACACGUCUCCCACCUGCACCCACAAAGCUGUUCUCGUGACGAUGCCGAGGGGGAUGGUCUGUGUGGACCCAGAGGAGAAAUGGUUCCAGAAGUACCUGAGGAAGCAGAAGAAGCCAAACAGCACCUCCAAGUGAAGCUGCCUUCCCCAAAAGCUCUAUUUAUUUGUACCCCAUAAUUCUCUGUGCCUUCUUGUGUCACUCAUUAAUUUAUGGAGCUGGCUCCGUCCCCUCCCUUGUGGACUCAAUAAACCCUCUCGUGCUGACCUGCA